Messenger RNA from Sipha flava (yellow sugarcane aphid), 2594 nucleotides. RefSeq names its product monocarboxylate transporter 2. Gene Ontology annotation, biological process: transmembrane transport. The transcript is spliced from 7 exons. Gene Ontology annotation, molecular function: monocarboxylic acid transmembrane transporter activity. The record is from RefSeq and is a predicted model, not a curated record. NCBI's taxonomy places the organism in Eukaryota, Metazoa, Arthropoda, Insecta, Hemiptera, Aphididae. Bases 475 to 2421 code for a protein of 648 amino acids.
GCAACACUCCAGUCUCGAUUACACUGCCGUCGCGCGUUCGCCCUGCCGGUCACGAGUGCGCAUCAGCAGUGGGCCACACAGUUGAACUCGCCCGCGAAACGUGCGUAUUUUUUUUUUUUUCGUUUUUCGAAAUACGUUUAAAUAUUUAAUUUAAAAAAUUACGACGCUCGUCAGUAGUUGUUCCUGUAUAUUAUUUCGCUAAUCGUUGCGGUUCACGUGAAAAAAGUUAAAAAAAAAAAAAAAUAAAGAAAAAAAACCUAAAAUACUCAAGCGAACGUAAUACACCGCCCGGUACAAAUGGAUUUGGCGUAAAGCAUUCCUAUCGCUUCUGUACCCAUGAGUCGGUCGUCGAGCGAUAGCAGUGGCGUCGGUGACGACGACAAAGACCGGCACGGGACCGUAUAGCCGCCGCCGCAGUGGCGGCACGUGCAUCCCGUGGCGACGUAGGUAGUUGUAGUGACGGUGGCGGCACACAUGGAUCCUGAUCUGGACUCCGGACUGGCGACAUGCAGCGACCUGCCCAGUUGCAGCGAGGUCCUGUGCCCGGUAGUGGUAAAAACCGAAGUGCCCACCCUUAAGCAGCACUACUACCCGGAAGGCGGAUGGGGCUGGAUCAUUGUGGCCGUAUCGUUCGCGGUGCACGUGCUCAACCAAGGAUUGCACAUGUCUUCGGGCGUGAUGCUUCCGAUUAUCGUACGCAAUUUUCCGCACGCCACAUAUGGAUCAUCAGGAUGGUUGGGAGCAAUGUCCACGGGAGUGGCGCUGUUGCUGUCGCCGGUGACGAUAGCGUUUUGCCGGCGGAAAUCUACAAGACUGACGGCCGUCAUGGGCGGCCUAAUCACCGCGCUGGGAUGUCUCUUCACCAGUUUCGCAACUCAAUUCCAUCAAUUGUUCUUCAGCUACGGCACCGUCAUCGGGAUCGGCGUUGGCAUGACCCGAGAUUGUUCCACGCUGAUGGUGGCGCAGUAUUUCAAACGCAAACGCGAGUUUGUAGAGAUAUUCAUCGUGUCCGGAAGUGGCAUGGGCAUAGCCGUCAUGUCUAGUUUCAUCAAAGGAGCCAUAAGCGCUAUCGGCUGGCGACUUGGGCUCCAACUGGUCACCGCUACCGUGUUCACCACAUUCCUGUUGGGCACGUGCUACCGGUCCGCGUCAUUGUACCACCCGCAGAGACGGGCCAUCCUGCACCUGAAGAACCAGAAGCGCAAGAUCAAGGACAAAAACCGGCACGACGACCGGCCACCGUUCCUGGACUUCACUACGCUCCGCAGCAAGACCGUUCGCAUUCUGCUCGUGUCCACCGGCAUCAGCGCUUUCGGCAUAAACACUCCGAUAUUUUACCUGGCGCACCAAGCGGAGGAAGACGGCCUCGGCGAUUCGGCACUGACACUGCAGGUGCACAUGGGCCUGGCGUGGACGGUGGGAUGCGUGGCGUUCGGGCUGAUCGUGGUCCGGAACUCGGUGGAGUGCCGGAUCGCGCGCCAGUACCUGUGCCAGGCGUCCGUGUUCAUGUGCGGCGUGUCCAUACUGGCGCUGACCACGGUCCACGGCCACCGGCAGGGCUACGUCAUGUUCGCCUGGGUGUACGGCGUGUUCUGCGGCGGGUACAAUUACUCGCUGAAGAUGUACACGUACGAGCGGGUCCGGGCCCGGAACUUUGCGCGCACCUGGGGCUUCGUCCAGUGCUCGCAGGCCAUACCCAUCGCCCUGGGCGUGCCCAUUUCUGGUUACAUUAACGUCGGUUACGGCACCAAGUCCGGCUAUUACUUCAGUUCGGCGUGCGUGUUGCUCGGCAGUCUGACCAUGUUCUUUAUCGACCUGCACCGGCGGAACGUGGCCCGGCACAAGCACAACGAGUCUGGUACCAAGAAGCUGUGCGUGUCCGACUCGUGCCCUCAGCGGCGGAAGCUGUCGUUCACCGUCGAGCCCGAGGAAGUGGUGGUCAUGGAACCGCCGCUGAACCCGCAGGCCGUCGGACUGAUCGGUGGCGGCAGCAACGGUAGUGGCAGCGGUGGUGUCGGCGGCGGCGGGUUCUUGAGCAGUGGUGGUGGUGUCGGUGCCGGUGGUGGGGGCGGCGGCGGGACCAUGGGCAGUGGUGGCAGUGGCGGGCCAAAUGACAAACCCGAGCUGACGUGCAUCUCCGAAGAGGGUAUCGCGGACAUGGACUUACCAGACAACCUGCUCGACGACCUCGACUACAUCGGCGAUUGCAUUACGUCGUGCAACAAAGUGGAGAACUACCUGAUGCUCAGCGAGUUUGAGAACAACCUGAUCGCCGAGAUGCCGGUCAUUAUGGACAGGAAAGGCAGACGGUGGUCACUGGCCAAGCAAGCGGAAGAAGAUACGCCCAGGGGCGGCAAGUGGCGACUGGUGGCCGGCCCUAACAGCAGGAUGAUCACGGUCAUCGACGAGGCCUCGGUGUAACCCAAUCGUAUUUAAACAAUAAUGUUGAAUUAUUCAAAAUACGCACGAUUCUAUAUUAUUAUUACGAUUAUUAUAAUAUACAUACUAGCUGUUAGGUACAUAAUGUUUUGGAUUUAAUCAGUUAUUUUAUAUUUUUACUAUCGUAAUUAUUAUUAUUAUUAUUGUUAAAUAAU